This is a messenger RNA of Centruroides sculpturatus (bark scorpion), 576 nucleotides long. RefSeq names its product E3 ubiquitin-protein ligase siah-1-like. NCBI's taxonomy places the organism in Eukaryota, Metazoa, Arthropoda, Arachnida, Scorpiones, Buthidae. The transcript has 2 exons. The record is from RefSeq and is a predicted model, not a curated record. Gene Ontology annotation, molecular function: ubiquitin protein ligase activity; ubiquitin conjugating enzyme binding. Bases 1 to 576 code for a protein of 191 amino acids. Gene Ontology annotation, biological process: proteasome-mediated ubiquitin-dependent protein catabolic process; multicellular organism development. Gene Ontology annotation, cellular component: cytoplasm.
AUGGUCCCGUUUGCUCUUUUCACAUAUAACACCACUGUGCAUUCUAGCACAAAUGACCCUUACUAUUUAGUGUAUGGGAGCGAUCCCGUGUUUCCAUUCGAUGUGGUCACUGAACCUAGCCAACCAAGUUACGAUGUUAGUGAGAACUAUGCGAGUGAACUGAGGGCAAGGUUAGCUUUAGCUCAUAGAUUGGCGCAGAAACAUGCAGAGAAAGCAGCUCAGGACAGGAAGGUGUACCACGAUCGCAAAAAUAAACCUCAUAAAUUUGUAAUCGGCGACAGAGUUUUUGUGACGCAGGUAGUAGUCCCUACAGGGUUAAAAAGGAAGUUAUUACCUAGAUGGCAGGGACCAAUUCUUCCAAAAUCAGAAGGAAAAGAGAUGGAAGAGAGUUCUAAUGAUGGUAAUAACUGUGAGGAAGAAAAGACACCCGCCUCUCCUACGACAUUAAACGAGAAUCCAACAAUUAUCUCCUUGAUGGAGUGUCCAGUGUGUUACGAGAACUUGGUGGCUCCCAUUUUCCAAUGCAUGGCCGGUCAUCUCCUAUGCGGCAGUUGCAGGGGACGAGUACAUCAGUGA